AUGUGGGCAUUCAUAUUUUUCGUCACGAUCGGCGCUUCUUGCAUUGAAAUCGAUUUAAUUGAUAAAAAUGUAGGAGUAGUUAAGAAUAUAUCCAAUGUAACUAAUGCCACGAGGCCGAAUGCUAAGAAUGCUAGUCCUAUACGAGCUCAAAGGAUUGAGGAAGUCACUGAAAUUCUCGUCGAAACCGAACACGGGCUGGUGCGCGGAUUUAAAGAUGACAAUGAAAUCGUAGGAUUUUUUGAUAUACCAUACGGAAGUUUUAGUGAAGAAAAACCAUUCGAGGCACCGUCAGCGACUAACAGUUGGAGUACUGUUCUCGAAAACACUGAGCAUAAAUCCAAAUGCCCUCAAAUUGAUUCAGAAAACAAAUACAUUGGAAGUAGCAAUUGUCUCACGUUAAGCAUUUUUCUACAAAGAAAUACUGAAAACGCCGAUGUUCUUUUCCACAUUCACGAUGGUUCAUCAAAUACGGGUAGUGGAAAUCCCUUAGAAUAUCGCCCAAGACACCUGGUUCCCAAAGGAAUAAUUUUAGUUCUGCCAAACUACAGAAUUGGACCGUUGGGAUUUUUGUGUUUACAAAACGAAACUGCACCUGGAAAUACUGGCCUUAAAGAUUUGAAUCUAGCUCUUCAAUGGACAAAGAAGAAUAUUAAAGCCUUUGGAGGUAACGAUUCCAACAUUGUACUAAGCGGGUCCGGUGGUGGAGGAGCGCUUGUCGAGUAUUUAAUUUUAUCGAAUCAGUCAAGGGCUUUGAUUUCGAAAGCAAUUACGGAAAGUGGGUUUGCUUUGUCUCCAUGGGCCUUAGACCGUAAUCCGUUAGAAACAGCGAAAAGUUUAAUACAGAAUAUGGAAGUAAGUGAAAAGGAUGUUGAGUCGGAAAACAGUUUUAAUACUUUCGAUACGGUAAAUUUAGAAAUAUUAAUGAGAGCUGCUCGGGGUCUACUAUUAAAGCCAUGUAUUGAAAACAAUACCGGUUUGGUCACAGAAACCCCGUGGAAUACUUUAAAUAAUGAAAUGUUGAGAAUAUCAAUAAUGACAGGAUCAGCAAAUCAAGCCGCUAUGGAAAUGGCACUAGCCCACACUGAAGAAAGUUUGUCACAGUUAAAUAAAGAUUUCUCUCAGUUACUACCGAGUGAUCUUAAAUUUGAUAAUAUUGAGGAAAAAAACCGAAUCGGGGGACAAGUAAGAUCAGAAUACUUUGGAGAGAAUAAUAUCACAAUGAACGAUAUGGAAACGCUUUCACAGUGCUUCACCGAUAGUCAGUAUUUGUAUCCUGCUAUAAGAGAAGCGAGGUUGCUAGUAAAAGGAGGAGCUCAAGUUUAUUUUUAUGAGUUUUCUUAUGGAAGUCAUAAUGACGUUAAGGGAUCUGCAAAAGGCGAUUCUCUAAAUUAUGUAUUCAGCAAAGAUGAAGAAGAAACCCCAAUACAGAACGUAAUGUUGGAUCUGUGGGUCAGUUUUAUCAAAUCUGGGAAACCAACAACCGAAAAAAUUGAAUGGAAUAAUUUGGAGGCAGUCGAAGAAACCCAGGAAGUCUGGCUGUCAAUUGGGGAUACAGUGGUCGUGGAGAAAGGGUACCAUCAUACACGAUUAAAACACUGGGACGAGAUAUACAAAAAGUACUUUGUCGAGCACAAUAUGGCAAUUAAAUUAAAUUCUGCAAUUUACAUAACAAUUCUCGGCUCUAUACUUUUGACGGAUAUAAGUAACUUUUUAAAUUUUUAAAACCUAAUAAAUUACCACUUAUUAUGAAUUACUUAAACAUGACAAUUAAUUAAAUUAACUUUUAAUUAUAAAUUAUAUGCGAUGUACUUGGCUACUCUUAUUUUAUAAGUGG
This is a messenger RNA of Vanessa tameamea, 1834 nucleotides long. RefSeq names its product cholinesterase 2-like. Lineage: Eukaryota; Metazoa; Arthropoda; Insecta; Lepidoptera; Nymphalidae. The record is from RefSeq and is a predicted model, not a curated record. The transcript has 3 exons. The coding region runs from base 1 to 1722 and encodes 573 amino acids.